Molecule: messenger RNA, 3048 nt
Organism: Stegostoma tigrinum
Lineage: Eukaryota; Metazoa; Chordata; Chondrichthyes; Orectolobiformes; Stegostomatidae
Gene: gad3
Product: glutamate decarboxylase 3
Exons: 15
Coding region: 8-1690 (560 amino acids)
Biological process (GO): carboxylic acid metabolic process
Cellular component (GO): cytoplasm
Molecular function (GO): pyridoxal phosphate binding; carboxy-lyase activity
Source: RefSeq, a predicted model, not a curated record
CCUUCCGAUGGGAGAAAGUGAACACCCAAAUAAGAGGCAAGCUGCAAACAAUGUAACAAGUUUCCUGCAAAGGAUGUCCAAAAAUGGUAAUGAUGUGAAUCCAGACUGGCUGGGUCUUCAGCAUUUCUCCAGUCUGUGUCAGGAUGGGGGCAACCAAGAGUGUCUCAUUGAACAGGAUGGUGCCGAUUUCUCCACCAUUUUCGCAAAAGAUUUGCUGCCAGCUAAGAACGGUGAGGAACCCACUGUGCAGUUUUUAGUGGAGGCCUUUGAAAUUCUGCUGAAUUACAUCAGAAAGACAUUCGACAGGACGUCAAAGAUCCUGGACUUCCACCAUCCCCACCAGUUUCUCAAAGGACUGGAAGGUUUCAAUCUGGACCUGCCUGACCACCCAGAAUCUCUCGAACAAAUCCUCGUCGACUGCAAAGUUACAUUAAAAUAUGGAGUCAAAACAGGCCACCCUCGCUUUUUCAAUCAGCUCUCAAGUGGACUGGACAUCAUUGGGCUAGUAGGUGAAUGGCUGACAUCUGCAGCAAACACCAACAUGUUCACAUUUGAAAUUGCUCCAGUGUUCACAAUCAUAGAAGAGGUGCUUUUGAAGAAAAUGUCUACAGUGCUUGGAUGGUCUCAUGAUGAAACCGAUGGGAUUUUCUUACCUGGAGGGGCCAUGUCAAACCUCUACAGCAUCUUGGUUGCUCGUUAUAAGCGUUUUCCUGAAGUGAAGACUGAAGGUGUAGCCAGCUUUCCCAGGAUGGUCUUAUUUACUUCAGAACUUGGCCACUACUCAGUUAUGAAAGGUGCUAUGGUACUUGGGUUUGGUACACACAGUGUGGUUCCAGUAAAAUGCAACAGCAGAGGAAAGAUCAUUUCAGCUGAAUUGGAAGCAAAUAUCAUUGAAGCUAAGCAAAAGGGUUUUGUUCCUUUGUACAUCAAUGCUACAGCUGGAACUACCGUGUAUGGAGCAUUUGAUCCACUCAAUGAGAUUGCAGAUAUUUGUGAAAAGCACCACCUUUGGAUGCAUGUUGAUGCAGCUUGGGGUGGUGGUUUAUUGAUGUCUCAGAAGCAUCGUUAUAAAUUAGCAGGGAUCGAAAGAGCCAACUCUGUAACAUGGAAUCCACACAAGAUAAUGGGCGUCCCUCUGCAGUGUUCAGCAAUUCUAAUCCAUGAAAAGGGCUUGCUCCAGGACUGCAAUGAAAUGUGUGCACAGUAUCUGUUUCAGAAUGACAAGCUGUAUGAUGUAUCGUAUGAUACAGGAGAUAAAACAAUUCUGUGUGGCCGUCAUGUUGAUGUCUUCAAAUUCUGGCUGAUGUGGAAAGCAAAGGGCACAUCAGGUUUUGAGAAGCAAAUCAAUAAAUGUUUCGAACUUGCAGAGUACCUGCACAGCAAACUCAGAGGAAGAAAUGACUUUAAGCUGGUAUUUGAUGAUAAACCCGAGCACACCAAUGUGUGCUUCUGGUACAUUCCACCGAGUCUCCGAGAAUUGCCUGAAAGCGCAAAGAAGGAUAACCAGCUUCAUCAGGUGGCGCCAAAGAUUAAAGCUCGGAUGAUGGAGGAAGGGUCAUUGAUGGUUGGAUACCAGCCGCAAGGAGACAAGGUGAAUUUCUUUCGCGUGGUUUUUUCCAAUCCAGCUACAAACAAAUCUGAUGUCGACUUCCUGAUUGAAGAAAUCACGAGACUUGGGAAGGAUUUAUAACAAGCAAACGUGUGAAUUUGGAGCAGAAUAUGGCUAUUCAGCCCCUCAAGUCUGUUCACCAUUCAAUAACAUCAUGGCUAAUCUUUUUUUGUAUCAAAUUCUACACUCCUGUCUAUCCCCAUUAAUCCUUCAUUUCCUUGCCCGUCAAAAACCUAUCCCUCACCUUAAAAGUCCUCAAUAUCCUCCCACCCCAUGCCCCCCGUCCCCACCUCUACCACAUUCUGAGGCAGAGAUUUCCAAAAUCACGCAAUCCUCCAAGAGCAAAAAAAUAUACACUCAUCUCUGCCUUCUAAACUCUACAUAUCCUUUGAUAAAAUGAUGGUGAAACUUUGCUUUAGCUUAUUUGUGCUGAGAACCAUUUCACUUUGGAGCAAAUUCAUGUUCCCAGUGCCAUCAAAUCAAACUAAGCAAUUAGCAUAUUGACUGUCUGUGGCAUUUCUUUAAAGAUCUAAGCAAGUUGAUACCAUCAUCAACUGAGGAGUUUGCUGGGCUGUUUCACAGGGCAACCUAAGAGUUAACCACGUUGCUGUGGGUCCGGUGUCACUUAUAGCUGAGACCGGGUACUGGCCGUGGAUUUCCUUCCCAAAACGUUAGUAAAUCAGAUCAGGUUUCACAACUGCAAUAUUUAACGUUUGCUAUUGCUUGCUUGUUUAACUAAAGUUGAAAAAGAUGAAAGAAUUUGAAUUCAUAACACAACAUCAUGCUGUUGGAGAUAAUAAAAUGUGAGGCUGGAUGAACACAUCACGCUGUUGGAUUUCUCUAGUCUGAUACCAUAAUCGCUGUGCUACUUGGAUGGGUUUUUUCCCAUGCUGUUUUGGGAAAACCACAGGGUCUUCUUUCUUUCACGUACUAACAACAAAUAAAAAAUCAAAUCGAGUGUCAACCUCUGAUUCAGAGAGACAUGCCAAAGCUUUUCUACUCCCAGAGCACUUUAAUCCUCCAUCUAUAUUGAAAAUCGGAGCAUUCACCGUGGUUGAUUCAGAGGUGCUCCUGAAUGUUUGUGAGGAUAGUUCAAUUGUUCCAGUUGUAAUAUGAGGUGCUUGGUAAGGAAUCUAGUUGACGUGCCACAUUUUACCCAAACAUUGGUGCAUCAUUGAGGCAGGGGCAAUGACAUACGCAUUGUUGAACUGCAAUGCUUUGGGUUCAAUUCCCACUCCAGUGCUUGGAUGCAAAAAUCAAGGCUGAUACUGCAGUAUGACAGCUGCUAUCUUUCAAAUAAAUCAAAUCGAGAGCCUAUUGCUUGUGAAACAAAGAGCAGGGGAGUUGUCCCCAUUGUUCUCACCUCAGUAUUUAUCCCUCAAUCAAUAUCAGGACAAACAAAACAGGUUCAGAUUAUCUGAGAUAAUGGGAACUGCAGA